AUGCAGAGUGAUGUAACCCUAAUCAAGGUAUUUUCCUUAAUGUGCAAUACUAAAAGGCCAUUUCUCAUAUGGAAAUUUGUUAUUUUUGCAGCAUUACAGACAAAUGAAUAUUCCAACAUAAGUAAUUGCUCUAGUUCUAGGAGUAAAUUCAUCCUUUGGGUUUCCCUUAUACCUGGGAAAUUCAGAAGAAAGAGGAAAAUCUUUUCAGUCUUCUCUGGAAUAUAUAUGUUGACACUAACUGGAACUGUUAUCUGUGCUGUGAUGUGGGACCAUCAACUACAAAUGCCAAUGGACAUCCUGCUGGCCAAUUUUUCCUUCCUGGAGAUCUGGUUUAUCACCUCCACUGUCCCUAAUAUGCUAGCCAACUUUCUCUCUGAGGCCAACACCAUUUCUGUCUCUGGCUGCUUCCUCCAAUCCUACUUCUUCUUGUCCCUGGGCACCACUGAGACCUUCUUCUUGUCUGCCAUGGCCUUUGACAAGUACCUUGCUAUCUUCAGGCGCCUGCAUUACCCCACUGUCAUGUCAGUUCAGCACUGCAUCAGAACAGGAGCUGGGUGCUGGGUAUGUGGCUUCCUGUAUUUCCUGUUGCCUAUUUACCUGAUCUCUCAGCUCCCAUUUUGUUGUUCCAGUAAGAUUGAUCACUUCCUGUGUGACCCAGAUAUCCUCAUAAAUCUGUCCCAUAUGCCAUUUCCUGCCACUGAGAUCAUCUGUGCCAUCUUUAACUCAGUCUUCAUUUUCCCCACCUUUCUUUUUAUUGCCAGCUCCUACGUCCUGGUGAGUAGAACUGUGGCUCAGGGUCCCUUCUCCACGUGUGGCUCCCAUCUGGCUGUGGUAUCCCUGUUUUAUGGCUCUAUCAUGGUUGUAUAUGUAAGUCCAACAGCAGACAAUCUAGCUGAAGUAAUUCCUUGCUCUAUCAUCUCUGAAGUAAGGAGAUGA
This is a messenger RNA of Leopardus geoffroyi (Geoffroy's cat), 936 nucleotides long. Its product is annotated as olfactory receptor 11G2-like. The record is from RefSeq and is a predicted model, not a curated record. Gene Ontology annotation, molecular function: olfactory receptor activity. Gene Ontology annotation, biological process: G protein-coupled receptor signaling pathway. Gene Ontology annotation, cellular component: membrane. NCBI's taxonomy places the organism in Eukaryota, Metazoa, Chordata, Mammalia, Carnivora, Felidae.